Oikopleura dioica is the source of this 576-nucleotide messenger RNA. NCBI's taxonomy places the organism in Eukaryota, Metazoa, Chordata, Appendicularia, Copelata, Oikopleuridae. The record is from the annotation of a GenBank genome assembly.
AUGUUCGGUCGCUUUUUCAAAAAGAAAACUGCGCAAAUCGCAGAGCUCGUGACGGACAUUACUCAGGAAACGAAGUCAGAGAGUGAAUCGGACGUCUGCUCCAUCUGCUUCGAUGUUUGGACCAGUACAGGCUCGCACAGGGUGUGUUCUUUGAAAUGCGGCCAUUUGUUCGGCAAUUCUUGCGUCAAAACCUGGCUGGCAAAUUCUCCUCGCUGUCCGGAAUGCAACGAUCACGCUCUGCUCGACGACAUCAGAAUCAUUCGAGCAAAAACCAUCAGCGCCGUGGACAACUCAAACGAAACGAUUCUCCGCCGAGAGCUCGAGGAAAAGACGAAGAAGCUCGAGGAGCUCGAGGAAAUCGACAAGCGAAGACGUAUCCAGACGAAUUUUAUUUUCGUCGCGUUUUACUCAAUUUACACCUUGUGCUACUGGCUCACAGUUGCCUUUCUUAUCUUCUGGGCUGCAGCGAUUGUUCACAAAGGACUGGACGAUGGAACUCAUUUCGUCUUCGAAGAACUCAAGAAAGCCCGCCUUGAAGCUCUUGAAAAACUGCGAGAGCUGGUUUCUCAACGAUAA